This is a messenger RNA of Conger conger (European conger), 2016 nucleotides long. RefSeq names its product ETS translocation variant 4-like. Gene Ontology annotation, cellular component: nucleus. Bases 433 to 1803 code for a protein of 456 amino acids. The record is from RefSeq and is a predicted model, not a curated record. The transcript has 13 exons. Gene Ontology annotation, biological process: cell differentiation; regulation of transcription by RNA polymerase II. Gene Ontology annotation, molecular function: DNA-binding transcription factor activity, RNA polymerase II-specific; sequence-specific DNA binding. NCBI's taxonomy places the organism in Eukaryota, Metazoa, Chordata, Actinopteri, Anguilliformes, Congridae.
UUUAUAGUGAAAGCAAUAUUUGCGGCGUGCAUAGUGAAAAUCGAAGGCGCGCAAACAAACAGGGAAACGUUUAUUGCUGGCGCUCGCUUCUGCGCGCUGUCUCUUUGGAAACGCAGAAUACAGUCAGCAGCAAAUGGGGACAGACGCCCGCCGGGUAAUCACUCGCCAUGCCUUCUCUGCAUUUUUUGUGAAUGGUGCUCAUUAUGCAUGCAGCUUUCUCGCCUUCCAUUCACAACUGCUGCCUCUCCUGCUCCGCGCUCUCCUGUCCAGGCUGCCAGGCUAAAUGACCACAGACGGCUAGCGUGCGGAAUUAUAAAAUGGAUGGAUAUUUGGACCAGCAAGUGCCUUAUACUUUAGCAAAUCUCUCCAAUAGGCUCACGCGAGUGGCUAAACAAGAAAUCGCAAGGAAAUGGGCCCCUAAAUAGACUGUUGAUGGCGACGAAAAGGAAAUACAUGGACACGGAACUACCCCCUCAGGAAUCUGAAGAUCUCUUUCAGGACUUAAGCCAACUUCAGGAGACGUGGCUUACAGAAGCUCAGGUUCCCGACAGCGACGAGCAGUUUGUCCCGGACUUCCACUCAGAAAACUCAGUAGCGUUCCACAGCCCCCCAGUGAAGAUCAAGCAGGAGCCCCAGAGCCCCGGAUCCACCCCCAGCCAGUCCUGCAGCCACAAGCAGAGCUUCACCUACCCACAUGGGGAGCAGUGCCUAUACGCCAGUGCCUAUGAGCAGAGGAGGGCCCCUGGACCCAGGGCCCCCGCACCCAGGACGGCCAGCCCCUGCACCCCCCUGUCCCCCAUGCAGCCCUACCCCCCCAAACCCCCCCUGAUCUCCCCACCCGACCCCGGGUACAUCAACCCCCCCCCUGCACCCCAGCCUCUGCCCAGCCACGGAUACCCCAUGGAGCACAGCUCCAGGUACCCCACCCAGCCCGCAGCGGAGAUGUGCCACUCUUACCCCCCCCAGGGGCAGCACCCCCACCCCCACCCCGCCCCAGGGGCAGGGGGGAGAGGAGGGGGGUACCAGCGUCAGCAUUCGGACCCCUGCCCCCCCUACCUGCAGCAGAGCUUUAAGCAGGAGUACCUGGACCCCCAAUACAGGCACCUGCCCAGGGGUGUCCCACCCCAGCACUACCCUCCCGCCCCCACCCACAGGAUGGUCAAACAGGAGCCCACUGACUACAGCUACGAACCUGAUGUGCCUGGCUGCCCUUCCAUGUACCUCCACAACGAGGGCUACCCCAACCCCCGGCACAACAACGAAGGAUAUCCGUUCGAGAAUGAUUCCCGCGUUGUUCCAGAGAAAUUUGAAGGCGAGGUGAAGGCGGAAGCGGGGCCUGUGUUUCGUGAGGGCGCCCCCUACCAGCGACGCGGCUCUCUGCAGCUGUGGCAGUUCCUGGUGGCGCUGCUGGACGACCCGGCCAACGCCCACUUCAUUGCCUGGACCGGCCGAGGCAUGGAGUUCAAGCUCAUCGAGCCGGAGGAGGUGGCCCGGCUGUGGGGCAUGCAGAAGAACCGGCCGGCGAUGAACUACGACAAGCUGAGCCGCUCACUGCGAUACUACUACGAGAAGGGCAUCAUGCAGAAGGUGGCAGGAGAGCGCUACGUGUAUAAGUUUGUGUGUGAGCCCGAGGCUCUGAUCUCACUGGCGUUCCCCGAUAAUCAGCGGCCCAGCCUGAAGGCGGAGUUUGAGCGCUACGUCAACGAGGAAGACACCGUCCCGCUGUCUCACCUGGACGAGGGGGGGCCGUACCUGCCAGAGCAGCCCCCGCCCCAGCCCUACGCCAAAGGCUACAUGUACUAACCCCCCUGACCCCCCCCCCCCCUAACCUCCACACCCCUCUUGCACAACCUCACCCCCACUUCUUGUAUAUAUGGCUCUGGUGUUUUUGUUUAAUGGAUCCUGUUAGGGUUUAAAAGUCUCCAAUUCUUCUCACGUAUGAGGCCUGAUCUAUCCAAUCCAAACACAUGACGGUGGUUAAACUUAUCACUCAAUAAAGACCCAAUAUCAGUACAA